AAUAUAAUAAAACUCAUUGUAUACCAUUUUACGGUAAAAUAGCCGCCGAACAGAAUAUCAAGGUCGCUGUCUGCUCAUAUCAGAUCUUCUUCUAAUAAUAAAUAAUAAUCGGCGUCCUCAAGAUUAAAAAUAAUAAUAAUACGCUUAUUAUACGUACGUAAUACGCUAUUUUGUUUGUGAGCCGCCGUUGUUGUUGUGCACUGUGUGAUUUGUGUACUGUUUAUAGUGUUCAGUGUGUGUGUGUGUGUGUGUGUAAUCAUUAUCUAAUACUGUCGCUUUUACGUGAAAAGAACAUCAGACCUACCUACCUACCAACGACGAUGGACUGCAAUGAAACAAUGAAAACGUUUGGAUCGUUCAAACUUACGUUGUAAGUUGGUUUUGUAUCGUUGGUUUCGAGAGAGAACAACAACAACAACAACGAUGAAGUUGUUGGAGAGCUCACAGUUGAACGCGUUGUCGCAGGCGUUGUGCGUGGACCGCGGUGACGAAAAAGUCAUAGCCAGAAUCGAGAGCUAUAGCUGCAAAAUGGUUGGAGACGAAAAACAACAGUACAAGAAAUUCUACCAAGAGAGCGGCACGCAACCAAACGACUUGGAAGCUUUGAGUUCGCCCAGCGAUAGGUACAACGGCGGAAGGAGUUUAAGCGUUUCCGGAGACGACGGAGAUCAGUUGUGCGACACUAUUUCCCGCAAAUCCCUGUUCUAUUUGAUCGCCACGUUGAACGCAACGUUUGCGCCGGAUUACGAUUUCACCGACGCCAAGUCGUCCGAAUUCAGCCGCGAGCGCAGUCUACAAUGGGUGAUGCGCGACAUCGACAACAAUUUGAGCGCCGUCAUUGUGGAACCGUCUUCCGACGGUAAGUCCGAUGUCGUUCAGAACGCCUCCAAGACGAGCUACGGACAAAUCAGGCAUGCGUUAUGGGAACAAAUAGACAAAGAGAUCGGAAUGUCACAAUGCGAUAUCUACAGCUAUACGCCAGAUAUGAGGUCGGACCCGUUCAGUGAAGACGGAUGUUUAUGGUCGUUCAAUUACUUUUUCUACAACAAGAAACUGAAACGAAUCUUGUUUUUCACUUGUCGUCGUAUAGUCGGAUCGUGUUACCCUAUGGAUUUUGACGGAUCUCUUCAUUCGGACGAAAUGCUUAUGCAUCAGUAUUGCGACGGCGAAGCCGACACGUCUUACAGACAUUGCCACAGUAGGGAAAGAAGUCCGUUGACUAGUAGAUGGAUUGACGCUGAAUUACAGUGAUUGAAAUGUUUUAUUAAUUUGUAAAGAUAUUAUUUAUGUUUUAUUUUACUUUGAAAAGAUGAUCUCAACACGAAGAUAUCUAUUAUAAUAUUACUAAAUUAAAUUUUAUUUCU
Adelges cooleyi (spruce gall adelgid) is the source of this 1364-nucleotide messenger RNA. Its product is annotated as repressor of RNA polymerase III transcription MAF1 homolog. Gene Ontology annotation, cellular component: nucleus. NCBI's taxonomy places the organism in Eukaryota, Metazoa, Arthropoda, Insecta, Hemiptera, Adelgidae. Gene Ontology annotation, molecular function: RNA polymerase III core binding. The record is from RefSeq and is a predicted model, not a curated record. Bases 424 to 1251 code for a protein of 275 amino acids. Gene Ontology annotation, biological process: negative regulation of transcription by RNA polymerase III. The transcript is spliced from 7 exons.